Aegilops tauschii subsp. strangulata is the source of this 639-nucleotide messenger RNA. NCBI's taxonomy places the organism in Eukaryota, Viridiplantae, Streptophyta, Magnoliopsida, Poales, Poaceae. The record is from RefSeq and is a predicted model, not a curated record.
AUGGCCGCGGCAUCAGGUUCGUCGAGCGGCAAGGAUGCUCUCUCGCCAAGGGCGGCGAGGGCGCGCAUGGAGGAUGCCAUGGGGAAACUAGAUCUCACGGAAGAGGAGGCAGCGCCAUUGAUCCUGGAUGAUGUUGAUGACGGCGCAAGGCCAGUCUGGGCGAUUGCGGGGAAGGUUCUCCACCGGAAUUUGUUGCAUAUUCAGACGAUCACCAAUGCUUUGCGCCCGGCUUGGGGAAACCCUAGAGGUCUGGUGUUCCGAUCGGCUGGUGAGAAUAUCUUUGUGGCGGAAUUUGAGACUCAACGCGAUCGUGAUCGCGUGUGGGAUGGCUCACCAUGGCAUGUGAGCAAGCAUGUUGUGAUUCUCACCGAGUUCAAGGAGAGUAUGCAGCCGUCAGAACUGCAAUUUGACAAACUCAGGAUUUGGGCUAGGGUUUUGAACCUGCCGUUCAAUCUGAGGAGUGACACAAGGGGCAAGGUUGUGGCUAGGCAAAUUGAUACGAAUGCAUCUGCUGUCCAGUUUGAUCCCGUUGGGGGGUUCCUGCGUGCAAGGGUGACCAUAGAUGUAAGGAAGCCUUUGCGCAGGUGGAUCUUGAUCGACUCUGCGGCGAGAGGCGGCAGGGAUUGGUAUGACAUAUAG